This is a messenger RNA of Cucumis melo (muskmelon), 1841 nucleotides long. Its product is annotated as transcription factor bHLH118-like. The record is from RefSeq and is a predicted model, not a curated record. Bases 82 to 819 code for a protein of 245 amino acids. Gene Ontology annotation, biological process: regulation of transcription by RNA polymerase II. Lineage: Eukaryota; Viridiplantae; Streptophyta; Magnoliopsida; Cucurbitales; Cucurbitaceae. The transcript is spliced from 2 exons. Gene Ontology annotation, cellular component: RNA polymerase II transcription regulator complex. Gene Ontology annotation, molecular function: protein dimerization activity; DNA-binding transcription factor activity, RNA polymerase II-specific; RNA polymerase II transcription regulatory region sequence-specific DNA binding.
AACUAUAAAAAGAGGGUUUGUUUUAGAUUUCACCAACCCUCCAAUACUCUCUUUCUCUCUCAUUAAUUAAGGGUCUUAAAAAUGGAAUUCUUCAAUGUUGAGUCCCCCUUUUCUUUUGACUUGGGGGAAGAUCUAGUCCCUCUGCCCUCUCUUCCAUCGUCCUCCGUCAUCUCUCCGCCAUUGGACAACGACGGUAACCGUGUUUCCCAAAAGCCAAAAAAUGGCCGCCGGAAAAAGCCACUGCCCAACACUUGCAAUGAUGAUGGCGGCGAUGAGAACCUUGACGAACAAAAGAAGAAGAAGAUAAUACAUAGAGAUGUGGAGCGCCAAAGAAGACAAGAAAUGUCUUCUCUUUACACCACACUUCGCUCGCUUCUCCCUCUUGACUACCUCAAGGGAAAACGGUCAAUAUCAGACCACAUGCAACAGACAGUUAGUUACGUUCAACAUAUUCAAAGAAGGAUUCAACAACUGAAAGAUAAAAGAGAUAAGCUAAGAGAACUCGCCAACCAAACUAACAGAAAGAGACUUAGUUCCUCAGAAAGAGACUCAGUGGUGGUGAGAGCAAAAGAUGGAAUAGGAAUUCAAGUUGUUUUAGACACAACCACAAAACAUAGGCUCCCUUUUUCCAUCUUUGUUCAAGCUUUAGUUGUUGAAGGCCUUGAAAUCCUGAACUGCAUUUCACACAGACUGGAUGAGAGGUUUAUUCACACCAUUGAAUGCCAACCUAUUCUAAAUAAUGAUGGCUGUUAUACAACCAUUGAUGUCUCUAUGUUUCAGCAUAAGUUGGCCAAUUUGGAAUAUUAUCCUUUAGAUUAGAUAAAAUUAUCGAGUUGAUUAUUAUGUUAUGUGAAUUGUUGAUCAUCAUUAUUAAGUUUAAUAACACUGUAUCAGUCGUACAAAGAAGGAGUGCAUUAUUACUGAUUAGCUUGUCAAGAGUAUAUUAAGCGUAAAAGUAGUAUAAACUAUUUGCAUCGCGACCAACUUUAUAAAUAAUAUAUUAAUCAAGUGCAUCAUGAUCAAGUUUAUCAGUAAUAUAAUCAAAUCAAAUGUCUACCAACAAUAUAAAACAAUGCAUCAUACCAUCAAAUUUAUUAGCAAUGAAAAACAGUCAUGUGUAUCAAAUUUUAUUUUAUAAACCAAUAGUGUGUAUCGGUCAAAUGCAUCGUUAUAUUAUCAAGUAUAAUAUAUUAAUCAAGUGCAAUAGUAUGGAUAUUUAUGAUAUUAGGAAGUUUAGUUUGAAAAAAUAUGAAGAAAAAAAAUUACUUAUAUAAAUGACAAAAUCAAAUAACUAACAAAGAAAACGAAUAAUACAAAUUGUCUAAAAUAACCGCACCUAAGCUAAAACCCCAACAUUCGAAUAAAUAAUUUAAAGAGUUUCUCAACCAUGAGAACCUCACCCAAUUAGAUUAUAAUUAAAACACAUAACUAGGUAAUUAAUUAUAUAAAUGACAGGUCAUUGCUAUCCUAACACAAACCCAAAAGAGGACUCUCUCUCACUCUUUGUGUUAUUUUCUCUCUUGGGUUUGUCUCUCCACCUCCACCUUUACCUUCAAGCAAUUCCAGCCAUAAAAUAAUAAAUGUAUAGUAACAUCCAAGAUGUUGGUAUCAUACACAAUUACAGAGAAAACAAACUUGGAUUCGUAAUUCAAGUACACAUUUUUUAAGAGUCGUUUGUAGUCGUAGCGAAACAAAGUAUGAAAAUUUACUCAGUAGCCCAUUCAUUUAAUUUUAAAUUGUUGCAUUCUUUGAUAAAUAAUUUCAAUAGUUUUUUCUUUAAAGAAGAAUAUCUUCUUCUUUAAAUAUUUAAAGAAAAGAUAAAAGAUAAAUUGUUCUCUUAA